Messenger RNA from Misgurnus anguillicaudatus (oriental weatherfish), 5280 nucleotides. RefSeq lists its product as uncharacterized. NCBI's taxonomy places the organism in Eukaryota, Metazoa, Chordata, Actinopteri, Cypriniformes, Cobitidae. Gene Ontology annotation, cellular component: plasma membrane. Gene Ontology annotation, biological process: immune response-regulating cell surface receptor signaling pathway. Gene Ontology annotation, molecular function: signaling receptor activity. The record is from RefSeq and is a predicted model, not a curated record.
AGGAUGACGUUCAGCGUAGGUAAAGGAAAUGGAAACCACAGAAAUAAAAUGUACAUCAUUGAAGACUAUGAGACAGUAAGAGAAAUGUGUUUAACAGUGUAACUGGAUGAAGGCUUGUCUAUAUAGAUUUUAAGAACAGUUUGUGCUCAAGAUGGAUUGGUUAUAUUUAAGAAAUACAGCUUUUUUUUCAAGCAUGUUUAUAGUUUUCAUCCUUCAUGUGAGCAUUGACGCACAAGAUCAACCCCAACAAUGUCCUGUUUUUAAAGUUGUGCGGGGUAUUGUUCAUAAAGUCUGUUUAAACAAAUCAUUGAAGAUCUCCUGCAGUCUGAAGACUUGUGAUGAACAGCCCAUCAAUAUUACAUGGACUAAAAUGGAUGACUUGGUCAAAUGGAUGCCAGUAAAAGAAACACAUCAAAUUUCAUCUUCACAGAAGCAUUCUGGUUUAAAAAACAUAACUUCAUAUUUAGUUUUCACAAAUAUAUCAAAGCAUCAUGAGGGCCUCUACAGAUGUGAUUUUAAGCUACCACAUAUGUCAGCAUUCAGCCACCAUAUAAACAUCUCAGUCUCAGAUGACAGCAAUGGAACUGAAAUGUCUUGUGGUGAAAUGACAGAAGCAAAAAGCAAUGAUUUAGAUCCAUGGUGGCUGCCUUAUUUAUUUAUCUGUAUGGGAAUAGUGACUCUGAUUUUCAUUGUAAUGCUCAUCUCCAUCCUGUGCAUCAAUGGAUGUAACUGUUUGAAGAAAAAGGAGACAGAAGCAGUGCAGGUUCAGGAUUCAGAUGAAACACAGCGACACAAGCGUGACCUCCUGAGACCUCCUGAACAAUCUACACCGUAUAAAUCAGAUGAUGCAGAUGAUAUACUGUCCACAAAGAAAGAUAAUCCUUCAAGACAGGUUGUCUAUGCAUCUCUUAACCACUUCAUACCUAAACAGUCAUCAACCACAUCCUGUAGGACUGAAACAGAGUUUACAGAAUAUGCAUCGAUCCGAGUAUCAUGAUCAUGUUCUACUUAAGGUCAAGCUAUAUUUGCUGAAGGUUGUAUUGUGCUUUUACCCAGAGAUACUUUUGUUUGAUUGUACUGUUUUUGUCACGCCAUACCGCCAAACAGGAAGAAGGAGACGCUUGCCUUAUAUUCGUAAUGAUUGCAUAACAUCACAUGAUGGUAUUUAUCUUGUUACAUCACGGAAAAUGUUGCUGUGAGUUCAGGGUGGUUUCUAUAGGUGAAACUCAUACAGAAACCAUGGCUGAUGAAACACAUGCAUAUCUUUAAAAUUCUUAAAAUGCAAUAAUUUCAAUAGAUAUAUGCCUGUUACAAACUUUUAUUUGUAUAAUUUUGGUCGUUUCCGUGUCUUGGUUCAGAUUUGUGUUUUUACAUUUGUAAAUAAAUUGCUUAACCUCCUAAGACCCGAGCUUUGCUUUGGCUUGCAUUUUAGAUUUCUUCCAGCUGUAUUGGGGUUCGGACGAACCAAUAAAUAUUGUAACCAAAUAUUUUUCUUUGAACAUAAAGCAGUGUAAUUGUCCACGUUUGUGUACAACAGGUUCCAUUUAUACAGAAUUAAGUAUUGUGGUGCAAACAACAAAAAUGUGAUGACCACGUAUGUGGACCCACCAGGUCUUAGGAGGUUAAAGUGAAUAGUUAUUCAUUUGAAUAGCAUUUUAUCAGUCAAUAUAUCAUGAAUCACAAACCCUUUUGACAAUAAUUGUCUACAAAAAUAGCUGAUAAUGGCUUAUAGCAAAUAUUAAAGAUAGUAUGUCAAGCUGUGAAUGUACUGUAGUAGUGAUGCUGCUGCAAAUCAAAUUUCAAAAGAUUUUAGUUAGGAGUUUUCUAUUAAAAGUUAUUCACACUGCCUUUCAGAGCUACUCUUAGUAAGGAAAAAUGACAACUCCUAAACUAAGAGUGAGUCUUCGUUGCUACUGAUGAUGUCAAUUCUCAUGCACUAGCUUCCUCGCAAUGACCGCUGUGAUUGGUUGUUAGAUGACAGGGCUAUCAUGCGGAACAUAACACAGACGCACCAAAUCAUGGAAUUACGACAUCGAAAUACCCUAAUGAAAACUAUUAUUGCCUAUUUUGCCUAUACAAUUGCCUAUUAGUGAAAAACAACAUUGCAUUAACACUUGCUUGGUUAAUUGACAUCCUAUUAGCCUAAAUAGACUACUUAAAGCAAGGAAAUGUUGCUUCUAUUGAAGUAGCCUAAUGUAAAAGUUAAAUGACGGUGGAUUAUGAACUCGCCAAAACGGAAAAGAAAGCCCAAUUGGACGCAGGAUCAGUUACUGCUGCUGGCCCAAUUGGUGCUGGGAAAAGAAAUAUAAUAAAAGGGAAAUUCGACACUCGGAUAUAAAGCAAAAGUUGCUAUCCUGUGAGAUAUGGGAGAGGAUUUGUUUGCAGAUCAAUGCAGCAUUCCCGCUUGUGUCGUGGACCCGGGACAACUGCGAGAGGUGGUGAAAUUCAUUACAAUCGGAGUCGAGGGUUGAGAUUGCAGCCUUUAAACGGGCAAGCAUGGCAACAGUAUUAAAUAUAUUAAAUACUGUAUAUAAUAUCAUUAUUGUUUCAUGGAAUUCUAAAAACUUCCUGCUUGUCAUGAAUGUAAUGAAUUAUGAAACAAAUGUCAUAAACAGUAUGCUUACAUUAAAGUGGCUUUUGGAGAAACUGUCCAUUGUAUGUGUUAAGGAGGAUCAGCACCUAAGCCUUUUUACAAUCCUUUGUGAAUAGGUCUUAGUGAGUUAGGGGUCCACUCGGCUUCUUUUAAGCUGUCGCAGACUAAAGGGCUCGUUAUAGUCGUGCGUAGGUCCUACGGCGUAGCUGCGACGGCGUAGGUUCCGCGUCGGUUUUCAUUUAUACUUUUGCGUCGUCGUCCGCGUCGACGUGCAAACACGCGCGCAGGCCGCUGGUAGGCAGUAACCACGCGUGUAACCACAGUAGCAGCACGAACGCCAAAGAAGAAGAAGCUUUGCAAGUUAAGCCACAAACGAAGAAGAAACAGCAACUUGUUGUGUAUAAUUUGAGAAGACCAGAAAUGAUGGAAGUAAAUAAACAGCGACUUUUGUUGCAGUUUGAGUUAAAUCACUCCUCAACUUGGCCAUUCUUUGUUUUCACCGUCGCAAACGGAAAUACCUGUGACACAGUUUUUUUACCUAACAGGAGGGGUUCUGGUGGACCAAUCACAGCGCUUGCGGUCCGCGUAGAACUGACGCGCUGUUAAAAAUUUUGCGAUGUGCGCGUCAGGCUACGUAGCUACGGCGUAGAACCUACGCACGACUAUAAAUUGCCCUUUAGGUGCUACUUUUAGGCUAAAAUGCUUCGUGAAUUACUCUUAGUGAAUAAAAUUGGGAGUCCUAAAAUUAGGAGUGACACGCCCAUAUAUUUUGCCAGUUAGGAGCUACUUUUAGCCUUAAAAUUAUUUGUGAAUACGGCCCCAGGUGUCUACAUUAAACACCAUUAGUAUAUAUAACAAAGUUAUGGCUGCUGGACAGUAAAGUGUGCACAUGCACAUCAGUUUUGCUGCAGGGAAGUUUGUGGAGAUUAUAUACUAGUUCCUGUAAUGAAGUGGUUAAAAGCUGUGGUCUGGUGACUAAAUUGUUGCAGGUUCACACCUAAAAAAAUUCACAGCGAUGUGCUCUUAAACAAAACAUUUAUUCUUAAAUUACUGAAGGGCAUUGCGUCUCUAACUAGAUUGUACUGUAAGUCACAGAAACAUUUCACAAGGCAUCCUUAGCGACCCAGAGAGGGUCAUGAAUGCUUAUAUUGGCACAAGCAGUUAAUAAAAACAAGUCUGGCCAGCUCCGACACUACAGCAUUGCAGAUUACUGUUAAGCAGGGGUUGGGAACUUUUUCUUAUCUGAAGAGGCAACCGGAACUGAUCGCGGUCAUUUUAGUCAACGCUUGUGUUUACACCAGAUGCGCCGUGGCACAUUUCAAAAGCGUCCCAGAAGCGGCUCUCCGCGCUGCUUCAUUAAAGAUAGGCGCCUAGUCUAUUUUCGACAUGUGCCGCGUAGCCGCACCGUAAAUACAAAAUAAAAGUCAAAUAUACUGUCAAUUUCAAAAUAAACACCCCGUGCAGACUCCCGUAUUUCACAUCAUCUUGCUCACAGGCACUGUAUGUUAAAUGUACAUUAUUGAGGAUGUGUUUUAGAUGAAUAUGCAUAGCUAAAUACUUUAAUAUAUAACAGAAUUUUUAAGUGUAUUCACUUUUUUGACUACAGAACAACAAAAUAGGACAUUGCAAAAUACAAAACAAAGAAUAAAAAUAUUAACAUUUAGCCAACUUAUCCAUGUUAGAACUCAGAAAAUCAAGAAAAACAACGUCUGACAGAAAAAUCACAUGAUGACGCGGUCCUACUGCUGCUCUUCUGAUCCGCUUUUUGUUUGAGUUGGCACCGCGUAGAAGAUGAAACAAAGGCACCUCGAAACCAUAACAUACCGCAAAUGCUUGCAGUGUAUUUCAGGGGUUAAAGUUCCUGUUUUCAGGCACACCUGAUUCACAUUCAUCUUACUACUUUCAGCAGAGACCUGUACUGUGUCUGAAUUCACAUACUUCCCUUUAGGGAGUGAGAAUCAGUUUACAAAAUGAGAAAUAUGUUCAACAUUUCAGAAUAAAUAAAACAGGUUGUGAGAAAUACCUGGAUGGUCCACUGCUUCCCCAGAGAAAAUCCAAAAGGUUAAAAGGUAAAAAACAACUGUAGCUACUGUAAGUGAUAUGUAAAGAAAUGUUUUGUAGUUAAUUGUGACCCUGUCUGUAAAAUCCAGAUUAAAUUUUUAUUUGAUCUUUGACUGAUCUUACAGUCAGUAUUUAAAACAUCAAAUGAGAAAAGGUUGUUAGGUUGUUUGUGCAAGCACCUCAUUACGACGUAAAGUGACAUAUUGAGGGAUUAGUAUCCUCUAGCAGCAGUAGUUUAUACGACCUGUUGUUACGUUUUAAGGUUUUUGGCCUUAUACAUCAAAUUAGACACAUUUAAUUUUAUGAAUUUGUAAAUGUAGAAACGGUUUUAAAGAUAUUUUGGAGCAUCUAACCACACCCUCACCCUAAACCACUUCUAAAACACAACACACACUGCAAAAUUUUUCGUUGUGAAUUCACAGUAAAUAAAUGGAUACAUUUUGCAUGACUUUCACAGCAAGGAUUACAGAAAUAUACUGUGAAAAUACUCACAGCAAUUUACUGUGAUGUUAUAUCUGUGAUAUUACAAUGCAUUGAUGUAAAAGCACAACUGUAUACUGUAACUUCACAGCUUCAAUGGCAAAGCAAUUACUGUGAUAUUACAAUACAUUACUGGGGAAUUACAA